This is a messenger RNA of Rangifer tarandus platyrhynchus (Svalbard reindeer), 2643 nucleotides long. The record is from the annotation of a GenBank genome assembly. Lineage: Eukaryota; Metazoa; Chordata; Mammalia; Artiodactyla; Cervidae.
AUGGACCAGUCAGUGGCCAUCCAGGAGACCCUGGCUGAUGGGGAACAUUGCGUCAUCAUAUCCUUCCCUGCAGCGGUGCAAGGUGUGCUGUGUGAGGGUGACAGCAGGCAGAGCCGCCUUCUGGGACUCGUGCGCUACCGUCCGGGGCGUGGUGGCCAGGAACACGCUCUCUUCCUGUAUACGCACCGGAGGAUGGCCAUUACCGGGGACGACGUCUCCUUGGACCAGAUUGUGCCAGUCACUCGGGAUUUCACGCUGGAAGAAGUGACCCCGGAUGGUGAGCUCUACAUUCUUGGUUCAGAUGUCACUGUCCAGCUGGACACAGCAGAGCUCAGCCUCCUAUUCCAGCUCCCCUUUGGUUCACACACCAGAACGUUCCUCCAGGAAGUCGCCAGGGCCUGUCCAGGUGGUUCUUCCUCUGAUGAGCUGAGACCAAAUGGGAAGGGCCUGCCUGUGGACCAAAGCUCCUGGGGUCAGAAUAAACCAGAAAACUCGCUUUCAAGACAGAACAAGUCCAAAUCUGAAAUAACCAACAUGGUUCGCUCCUCCACUAUCACAGUAUCAGACAAGGCUCACAUUUUAUCCGUGCAGAAGUUUGGACUGCGAGAUACAAUCGUGAAAUCACAUCUAAUACAGAAAGAAGAGGAUUAUACCUACAUCCAGAACUUCAGAUUUUUUGUAGGAACGUACAAUGUGAACGGACAGUCCCCCAAGGAAUGCCUCCGGCCCUGGCUCAGCCAUGAUACCCAGGCCCCAGAUGUGUACUGUGUGGGGUUCCAGGAGCUUGAUCUGAGUAAGGAAGCCUUUUUCUUCCAUGAUACCCCAAAGGAGGAAGAGUGGUUUAAAGCUGUAUCAGAGGGUCUUCAUCCAGAUGCCAAAUAUGCAAAGGUGAAGCUCAUCCGACUGGUCGGGAUUAUGCUGCUGCUGUAUGUCAAACAGGAGCAUGCCGCGUACAUCUCAGAAGUGGAAGCUGAGACAGUGGGGACAGGAAUCAUGGGAAGAAUGGGUAACAAAGGGGGCGUGGCCAUCCGGUUCCAGUUUCACAACACCAGCGUCUGCAUGGUCAAUUCCCACCUGGCAGCCCACACGGAGGAGUACGAGAGGAGGAACCAGGACUACAAAGACAUUUGUUCCCGAAUGCAGUUCUGUCAGGUCGACCCAAGCCUGCCCCCUCUCACCAUCAGCAAGCACGACGUGAUCUUGUGGCUGGGGGACCUCAACUACAGGAUAGAAGAGCCGGAUGUGGAAAAAGUGAAAAAACUCAUCGAAGAGAAGGCCUUUCAAACCCUGUAUGCAUAUGACCAGCUGAGAGCUCAGGUGGCUGCGAAGGCCGUCUUCGAGGGCUUCAGUGAGGGCGAGCUCACGUUCCAGCCCACCUAUAAGUAUGAUACUGGCUCCGAUGACUGGGAUACCAGCGAGAAGUGUCGUGCUCCCGCCUGGUGUGACCGGGUCCUCUGGAAAGGGAAGAACAUCACUCAGCUGAGCUACCAGAGCCACAUGGCCCUGAAGACCAGCGACCACAAGCCCGUCAGCUCAGUGUUUGACAUUGGGGUGAGGGUCAUCAAUGAAGAGCUGUAUCGGAAAACUCUGGAGGAGAUUGUUCGCUCCCUGGAUAAGAUGGAAAAUGCCAAUAUCCCUUCCGUGUCCCUCUCUAGGCGAGAGUUCUGUUUUCAGAAUGUGAAGUACAUGCACCUGCAGGUAGAGUCCUUUACCAUUCGGAAUGGACAGGUGCCGUGCCAGUUUGAAUUCAUCAGCAAGCCUAACGAGGAGUCCUACUGUAAGCAGUGGCUGCGAGCCAGCCCCAGCCGAGGCUUCCUCUUGCCAGAUUCUGCCGUUGAGAUUGAAUUAGAGCUAUUUGUAAAUAAGACCACAGCUACAAAACUCAACUCGGGUGAAGACAAAAUCGAGGACAUUCUGGUUUUGCACUUGGACAGGGGAAAGGAUUACUUCUUAUCUGUGUCUGGGAACUACAUGCCAAGCUGCUUCGGAUCGCCCAUUCACACGUUGUGCUACAUGAAGGAGCCAAUUUUGGACUUGCCGCUCGAAACCAUUAGAGAGCUGACUCUGAUGCAACUCCAGACUGAAGAUAAUGGGAGCCAAUUGGAGAAACCCAUGGACAUCCCCAAGGAGCUCUGGAUAUUGGUUGAUUACCUGUACCGAAAUGCCAUCCAGCAGGAAGAUCUGUUUCAGCAGCCAGGCCUGAGGUCGGAAUUUGAUCAUAUCAGGGACUGUUUAGAUACUGGGACGAUUGAUAACCUCUCUGCUAGCAAUCAUUCCGUGGCUGAAGCCCUGCUGCUUUUCCUGGAGAGCCUGCCAGAGCCUGUCAUCUGUUACAGCGCCUACCGCAACUGCUUGGAGUGUUCCAGCAACCUCACAGCAAGUAAACAGGUCAUUACUACCCUUCCUGCGUGUCACAGAAAUGUCUUCACCUAUUUGAUGGCGUUUUUGCAAGAAUUGCUGAAAAAUUCAGCAAAAAACCAUUUGGAUGAUAAUAUUCUAGCCAGCAUAUUUGGUAGCCUUCUGCUUCGAAACCCAGCUGGUCACCAAAAGCUUGAAAUGGCAGAAAAGAAGAAGGCUCAAGAAUUUGUUCACCAGUUCCUCACUCACCCCGAGCCUCUCUCUCUCCUCUCCUAUUCUGCCUGA